Molecule: messenger RNA, 2733 nt
Organism: Hydra vulgaris (swiftwater hydra)
Lineage: Eukaryota; Metazoa; Cnidaria; Hydrozoa; Anthoathecata; Hydridae
Source: RefSeq, a predicted model, not a curated record
UUAUUAUUUAGUGUCAUGUCAUUGUGUCAUGAAUUUGUAAUAUCUUUAAAAAUAAUAUUUGCUCUUGACACUUAUACAUUUCAAGUUUCAAUUGCAAAAGAGUUUAAUCUAAAUUUUAGUAAAUGGAAGCCAAAUUAGCAGUAUGGGAUUGGAUAGUUGUUGGACUUUACUUUGGUGUGUGUCUUAGUCUAGGUAUAUAUUCAAAGUUUGCCAAAAAUAAAAAUGACACAGCAGAAGAAUAUUUCCUGGCAGGCCGGUCAAUGUUAUGGUGGGCAGUUGGAGGAAGUCUGUAUGCUAGUAACAUGGGAUCUGAACAUUUUAUUGGGUUAGCUGGUUCUGGUGCUGCAGCAGGAAUUGGUGUUGUGGCAUAUGAAUGGCAUGCGAGCUGGAUUUUGCUCUUACUUGGUUUUUUCUUUGUUCCAAUUUACAUUCGCUCAAAAAUUUAUACCAUGCCUGAAUAUCUUAUGCAUCGCUUCCAAAGCAAAUGGAUGAGAUUUUAUCUGACCAUUGUCUCACUGAUCAGCUAUGUUACAACAAAAAUUGCUGUUGAUAUAUAUGCUGGUGGUAUAUUUCUACAAAAUGCUGUUGGCAUUAACAUAUACCUUUCAUCAGCUGUUCUGCUGUCAUUUACUGCUAUAUAUACUUUAUUUGGAGGUCUUACAGCUGUAAUUUACACUGAUGUUAUGCAAUGUAUUAUAAUGGUUUUUGGUGCAUUAGCAUUGUCUAUAAUUGGUUUCAAAAAGGUUGGUGGUUUAAAAGGUUUAUGGAAAGAAUACCCUCUUGCAAUUGGUAAACCUUUGUUUGCAAACAUGACAAUGACAACAAGUGCUGCAUAUAUAACAAUGGCUUCAAACACAACUACCACAGCGAUUGUUGCAUCUAACAGCACUAUUGCUCCAUUUGUAGCUUCUUGUUAUUCUAUAGACAAAAAUUGGAACCACAUGAUAAGACCUCUUGAUGAUCCUGAAUACCCAUGGCUAGGACUUAUUUUUUCUUUACCUGUUACAGGUAUUUGGUAUUGGUGUACAGAUCAGGUUAUUGUUCAGCGCACACUUGGUGCUAAAAAUCUAGUCAAUGCAAGAUUGGGAACAAUAAUUGCUGGUUUUUUAAAAUUGUUACCUUUAUAUAUAAUGGUUAUGCCUGGCAUGAUAGCUCGAGUAUUAUAUCCUAAUAUUGUUGGAUGUGCUGAUCCUAUCUCUUGUAAAAAAGUAUGUAACAAUCCGUAUGGCUGCUCUAAUGAAGCAUACCCAAAGCUGGUACUGACAAUUCUUCCUCAAGGUUUAGUUGGACUAAUGUUGGCAGUAAUGUUGGCAGCUUUGAUGUCAUCUCUAAGCUCAGCAUUUAACAGUUCUUCUACCAUCUUUACAAUGGAUAUAUAUAGAGUGUUGAAACCAAAAUCGACAAACAAAGAACUUAUUUUAGUUGGGCGUCUUGUUGUAGUUGUUCUAGUAGGAGUGGGAAUUGCAUGGAUACCCAUUGUUUCACAGGGGCAUGGUGGUCAGCUUUUUAAAUACUUACAAACAAUUCAGUCUUACCUUGCACCCCCUACUUGUGCAGUUUUUUUAGUAGGCAUGCUGUGGGCUCGUUUAACUGAAGCUGGGGCCCUAACUAGCAUGGUAUUUGGAUUGUUAAUGGGUGUAACUCGAUUGGGUAUGGAUGUUGCUUUUCCUCAGCCUCAUUGUGGUGAAAAUGACAAUAGGCCAGCAUUUGUUAAGCUUCAUUUUAUGUUUUAUGCAUUGAUUAUAUUUUUCUCUUGUAUCAUCAUAAUGAUGCUAACUAGCCUGUUUACAAGGCCUGUACCAUUAGAGAAACUUGGUGCACUGACGUGGAAGACAAUAAACAAACCACGUUAUUAUGAUAGCCCUCAAGAAAUUGCAAAAGUUAUUGAUAUGGGUGUUGAAAUGGGUGAAUCAAGUAUUCAUACUUCAAGUAGCCAAUCAAAACUCACCGCAACCGAUGACGAAAAACGAGAAAUAGAAGAGUUUGAACACCAAACAACAUUUUCAAAAUGGGCAGUAUAUUCAUCUGCUGGAUCUUUAAUAUUUGCUUUGCUUUUUUUAUGGGUUUGGUACCGAUAACAAAUAUAAAAAAAAAGACAAUAGAAAGUCAAGUAGAAAUAGGUUAAACGCAAAUAUAGUUAUAAAUGAUCUUUGGUUUUAAUUUUUAUGAUGAAAUAUCUUUUUUAUCGAAUAUAAUACAUAUAGUUCAUACUUUUAUCUUUAUCGAAUAUAAUACAUGCUGACUAGUCGAAAACUUUUUUUAACCUAAUUUAAGGAAAGUUAAUAAUAUAGUAUUAAUCAUAGAACAUUUUUAAUUUUUAUUUGCUUUAAAUUUUUUUGUAAUAAACUUUUUUUAAAUUUUUCUGCGACACAAUGAUUGCAAAUACUGAUGAUUAACAGAAUUAUCAAAUCAGGUAGCUUAGGGAGCCCGCGAUCUAUACUUUGAGACACUUUAUGGUUUAUAUUAUAACGUCAUUUUUAACUUUCUUGUGAACAGAGUGAGGUUUUUUGUCGUUCACUUAAAUGAAACUUUUUUUUAUUCUAGAGUAUUUGUCUUAAAACAAUAGAAAAACAAUAGAUACUGAUGAUUAACAGAGUUAUCAAAUCAGGUAGCUUAGGGAGCCCGCGACCUAUGCUUUGAGACGCUUUAUGGUUUAUAUUAUAACGUCAUUUUUAACUUUCUUGUGAACAGAGUGAGGUUUUAUGUCGUUCACUCAAAUGAAAUUUUUUUUUA